CUGAAAACUCCCGGCCCAUUUUUUUUCUCACCCAUCCCAUCGUCCCUGACUUCCUGCCAGAGAAAAAAGCUGAAAACUUCGCUUUGCCGUCUGCCUUUUAGCCCCUCUUUUUAAAAAGUUCUUUUUGGAGUUUGAGAUAACAGCAAAUAAUCGCAAUCAUGGAGAUGGUAAAGAAGAAAAUCCAGGCUCUGCAGCAGCAAGUUGAUGAGGCAGAAGAUCGCGCACUCGCAGUACAAAGGGAGUUGGAUACAGAACGGGAACUGCGCGAAAAAGCCGAGGGCGAAGUGGCCUCUCUGAACCGACGCAUCCAGCUGGUGGAGGAGGAGCUGGACCGAGCUCAGGAGAGGCUGUCCACGGCCCUGCAGAAGCUGGAGGAGGCCGAGAAGGCUGCGGACGAGAGCGAAAGAGGCAUGAAGGUGAUUGAGAACAGAGCCAUGAAAGACGAGGAGAAGAUGGAGAUCCAGGAGCUGCAGCUCAAAGAGGCCAAACACAUCGCAGAGGAGGCUGACCGCAAAUAUGAGGAGGUUGCUCGCAAACUGGUGAUCCUUGAGGGUGACCUGGAGAGGGCAGAAGAGAGGGCAGAACUUGCUGAGCUAAAGUGUAGCGAUUUGGAGGAAGAGCUUAAAAACGUCACCAACAACCUCAAGUCUCUAGAGGCUCAGUCUGAUAAGUACUCUGAGAAAGAAGACAAAUACGAAGAGGAGAUUAAAAUCCUGAAUGACAGACUCAAGGAGGCGGAAACUCGUGCAGAAUUUGCAGAAAGGACGGUGUCAAAGCUCGAAAAGACCAUAGACAACCUAGAAGAGAACCUGUCGAAGGCAAAGGAGGAAAACCUAGGAAUGCACCAGGUUCUGGACCAAACACUGCAUGAGCUCAACAGCUUGUAAAAAAAAAAAAGAAAAAAAAAAACAACCAAGAAGAACGAACAGCAAUGGAAAACAAAAACACCUUUUUUGUUAAAGAGUAUUUUCUACAUGCCAUCCAUUCUUUGUCAUUCCACGUCUCCUUGUCUGUGACUUUUUAACACAUGUAGCCAAUGUAUGUAUUUAUGGUUCCUUUGUUUCUUUUACUUUUUUAAUGAAUGGUUUUGGGUCCAAACGAUCUCAGUAUUGGUGCUGGAAAUUGUGUUCAAAAUCUGACAACAAAUAAAGCCUGUGAUGUCAGUUUCCAUGCAGCUUCUGAUUAGCCUUCUGCUCUUUUUGGCACCCAUGUUAAAGAAAAUUGUAAAAUUACAUCAAUUUUCUAUUGCUGCUGAUUAAUCUCACUCUGUAAAACGUAAAAAAGAAAAAAAAAAAACCCUUCAAUUUUAGAACAUUUAUUCGCUGUGGAAAAAAUACCCCAUAUUAUUGGCAGCCAUGAGAAUUCGUAUGAAAUAAAUACAACUGGAAACAUA
This is a messenger RNA of Poecilia reticulata (guppy), 1393 nucleotides long. RefSeq names its product tropomyosin 4b (gene tpm4b). Lineage: Eukaryota; Metazoa; Chordata; Actinopteri; Cyprinodontiformes; Poeciliidae. The record is from RefSeq and is a predicted model, not a curated record.